This is a messenger RNA of Meyerozyma guilliermondii ATCC 6260, 1587 nucleotides long. RefSeq names its product chaperonin-containing T-complex subunit (gene CCT3). Bases 1 to 1587 code for a protein of 528 amino acids. The record is from RefSeq and is a predicted model, not a curated record. The transcript has a single exon. Gene Ontology annotation, biological process: protein folding. NCBI's taxonomy places the organism in Eukaryota, Fungi, Ascomycota, Pichiomycetes, Serinales, Debaryomycetaceae. Gene Ontology annotation, cellular component: chaperonin-containing T-complex. Gene Ontology annotation, molecular function: ATP binding; ATP-dependent protein folding chaperone; ATP hydrolysis activity.
AUGCAAGCACCCGUGGUGUAUAUGAAUACAAGCACUGAGCGCCAGAGCGGCCGCCAAGCGCAGGUGUCUAAUAUCACAGCAGCAAAAGCAGUGGCUGAUAUUAUCCGUACCUGUUUGGGACCAAAGGCAAUGUUGAAAAUGCUCUUGGAUCCAAUGGGAGGAAUUGUCCUUACGAACGAUGGACAUGCCAUUUUGCGAGAGAUCGAUGUGUCACACCCAGCCGCCAAGUCGAUGAUUGAAUUGAGUAGAACACAAGAUGAAGAGGUGGGUGACGGUACUACCACAGUGAUCAUCUUGGCUGGUGAAAUAUUGGCACAAACAUUCCCAUAUAUCGAAAAAAACAUCCACCCGGUGAUCAUCAUUCAGGCUCUUAAGAACGCAUUGAGCGAUGCUUUGGAAAUCAUACAUCAGGUGUCGGUUCCCGUGGACAUUGAAAACGAAGAAGCUAUGAUAAAGUUGAUCAAAGCCAGUAUCGGCACCAAGUAUAUCAAUAAAUGGUCACAGAAGAUGUGUCAGUUGGCUUUGAGAGCGGUGAGAACGGUGACGGUGCAAAAAGGAGACAACAAGGAGAUAGACAUCAAGAGAUAUGCUCGAAUCGAAAAGAUUCCCGGUGGUGACGUUGAAGAUAGUGAGGUACUCGACGGUAUUUUGUUAAACAAAGAUGUUACUCACCCCAAAAUGAGAAGAUACAUUGAAAACCCCCGUGUGGUGCUCCUUGACUGUCCUUUGGAAUACAAGAAGGGUGAGUCGCAGACAAAUAUUGAAAUUUCCAAGGAAGAAGACUGGAACCGUAUUUUGGAAAUCGAAGAAGAACAAGUGCGUCAAGUGUGUGACCACAUUCUCCUGCUCAAACCAGACUUAGUUUUGACCGAAAAGGGUGUAAGUGAUCUUGCUCAGCAUUUCUUAUUGAAGGGUGGAGUGAGUGCAUUGAGAAGAGUGAAGAAAUCUGAUAAUAAUAGAAUUGCCCGAGUCACCGGCGCCACUAUAGUCAACCGAGUCGAAGACUUAAAGGAAUCAGACGUGGGAACAAAGUGUGGACUCUUCAAAGUAGAGUUGGUGGGGGAUGAAUAUUUCUCGUAUCUUGUCGAGUGCAAAGAUCCUCAAGCAUGUACUAUAGUUCUUCGUGGUGCUUCCAAAGAUAUUUUGAAUGAGAUUGAGAGAAACUUACACGAUGCCAUGGCGGUGACCCGUAAUGUGAUGUUUGAGCCUUCACUUUCUCCAGGAGGUGGAGCCACGGAAAUGGCAGUCAGUGUCAAAUUAUCGGAAAAGGCUAAAUCUAUAGAAGGUGUAGCCCAAUGGCCAUACCAGGCCGUGGCCGAUGCAUUCGAAGUUAUUCCCAGAACUUUGGUUCAGAACUGCGGAGGUAACCCAAUCAAAGUGUUAUCGAAUGUGAGAGCUAAACAUGCCGAAGGUUUACAUACAUACGGUAUUGAUGGAGAAGUAGGAAAAGUGGUGGACAUGAACGAGUACGGCAUAUGGGAGCCAGAGGUGAUUAAGCUGCAGUCGAUCAAGACUGCGAUCGAAAGUGCUUGUUUGCUUCUCAGAGUCGAUGAUAUUGUCAGUGGAGUACGCCAGCAACAGCAAUAG